AUGGCUCACGGCUCUCGUGCACGUUAUUCCGAACAGGAUUUGCGGGCUGGCCCAAUAUACUCCUUUUCCUUCUUCUCCAUCGUGAAUUUCCUUUCUCUUCACCUUCUCAAAUUGAGAUCCCCAAUUAAGGAAAUCAGCGGCGCCGAUUCCGCAGCCAAUACUCCUUCGGCCGGCGUCACAGGGUCGCCGGCGACUCGUGCCAGCACCCUCCAUCUCCGCCCAGCUCUCUCAGCGUCGAGCUCUUUCUCGCUGUCCAGCUCCACCACCGUUGGCUGUCCAUCACCGAUCGAAUCGCCGGUGAUUCUCAUCGGUCCUCUCUCUCCGUUUCUCAUUCACCACCGAGUUUUCUCUCUCCCUCGGCGACUCCGUAACCAUCCUCCGAUCUCUCUGCCGGAUCAGAGGCGGUCGAAUCCAGCGCUGCCUCAGCUGCCUCUUCCUCGUGACUGCAGGAACACCUCCGGCGACAUCACUGCCUUCGUCGAGCUGGCGUCCAGCGGCUGUCCUUGCCGUUAUCGCUGCUCCCUGCCGCUCGCCUCCUCCGUCGAGCCUCUCGUCGGCUGCGGGUCUCUGGUUGUUAAGAGGAGUUUCCCAGCGCCCCUCGCGAUGGCCUCUGUCGAGCUCUCCGGCGCUCCGCCGUCGCUCGACCAUCGCCGGACAGCUCCCCGUAUACUAAGUAGAGCAGCAGCGAGUGUCAAUGGAAGAUGCAUAGGCCGAGGAGUUGCUGGGGCCAGAGCUGAAUUGUGAGACGGUUGAACGCGGAAGGCCUUCGCCGAGGGAGACGAACAAGAAGGCGAGAAGGAGAACAAGGCCACCGGUUCGAUUUGGUGACUUCGUCUCCAGAUAAGGCGUGACUGUCUUUGUUUUAUUAUUUUAGUUAAAUUUAUGUUUUGCUUUAAUUAUUAUCGUUAUUAUUAUUUUUUUUGAACAAUUGGGUUGAGCAUUAUAAGCUCCGUUCCGGGUUUUCUUUGUUGGUUCUUUCCCGGGCCGUAAAGUCGAACCAACCCUAGGGUCCUUAGAAUAUAAAUAGGCGCUGAAUUCAUCAAUAAAGAUCAUCGAUAAUUCGCCUA
This is a messenger RNA of Salvia hispanica, 1067 nucleotides long. NCBI's taxonomy places the organism in Eukaryota, Viridiplantae, Streptophyta, Magnoliopsida, Lamiales, Lamiaceae. The record is from RefSeq and is a predicted model, not a curated record.